AUGGGUGGCAUUGCAGCCAAGCUCGGGUAUACACAGCCAGAGGUGAAGGUGGUCAUGCUGGGGCUGGAUGCAGCGGGAAAGACAUCGCUGCUGUAUCGCAUGAAGCUGAAUGAGAACGUCAUGCGCGACCCCCUUUGGGUGGUUCAACGUCGAAUCCAUUCCAAACGUCAUGAUGACGCAGGGGCGCGGAAGAUGGCCCACCUGUACAUAGCGACGACGGAUGCGUUGGUGUUUGUGGUGGACGCGACAGACCGCGAGCGGCUUGAUGAGGCCGUGGAGAUGCUGGUGGAUGAGUGCUUGCCCUCCCUGAACACACAGGCGCCCAUCCUUGUUCUUGCCAACAAGCAGGACAUCAAGGGCGCCCUCUCACCAGCAGCACUCACGGUGGUGAUCGUCAUGGUGAUAAUUGUGAGGGGGGAUGAAGGUGAGAGAAGGAGAGACAGGGGUGGUGGCGGUCGUGACGGUCGUGGCGUGAACAAUGAUGAUGAAGAGGCUGACAGGCGGCGGCUGGAGGCGAUGGUGGCGAACGCCAAGUGGCGCGAAGGGGUGCGGCGGGAGAACCUGCGCAAGCACGAGGAAGAGGAGAAGCGCGAGGCCGAGGAGGAGGAGAAGGCAGCGGCAGCGCGGCGCAGGCGCGAUCAGGAUGGCGCCGACACAGAGGCAGCGUUCCUCAAGGACGUGCAAGCGGAAGCGUGGCGGUCCAGCAGCACGGCGAGUUUGGCGGACCGUGUGCGAAGGAACGUGCACUACAUCCAGCGCACGGCACAUGCCAUGGAGCAAGGCCUCAAGCGCUCAUGACGACGUUGUGUGUGCAUGACGACGUUGUGUGUAUGUAUGUGUGUGCAUGUGUGCAUGAUUGCGUGCAACAUGCCUUGCCACCAAUGAGCCCUGUUGUGUGCACACCACGGUUUGUUUCGUGUGUAGGACAGUUUAACGCGUGGAAGACUGCAUCUGCGUACAUGCAUGGGAGAGAAACGCAUUAUUGGUGAAAGAGAAUGAUGUGACACAUAAACAACCCUGU
Molecule: messenger RNA, 1021 nt
Organism: Salpingoeca rosetta
Lineage: Eukaryota; Choanoflagellata; Craspedida; Salpingoecidae
Exons: 4
Coding region: 1-798 (265 amino acids)
Biological process (GO): intracellular protein transport; vesicle-mediated transport
Cellular component (GO): cytoplasm
Molecular function (GO): GTPase activity; GTP binding
Source: RefSeq, a predicted model, not a curated record